Solea solea (common sole) is the source of this 1803-nucleotide messenger RNA. RefSeq names its product muscle segment homeobox 2b (gene msx2b). Gene Ontology annotation, cellular component: nucleus. NCBI's taxonomy places the organism in Eukaryota, Metazoa, Chordata, Actinopteri, Pleuronectiformes, Soleidae. Bases 116 to 952 code for a protein of 278 amino acids. Gene Ontology annotation, molecular function: RNA polymerase II transcription regulatory region sequence-specific DNA binding; DNA-binding transcription factor activity, RNA polymerase II-specific. The transcript is spliced from 2 exons. The record is from RefSeq and is a predicted model, not a curated record. Gene Ontology annotation, biological process: regulation of transcription by RNA polymerase II; embryonic morphogenesis.
CACAACAUUACGCUCGCUGGAGCGUCUCUGGCCUGGCUGCGACAUUUCCCUCUGCGCGCUCGGAGCUCAUCCAUUUGUUUUCCCUCCUCCGGAUAAAACCCAGGAGGAGAGAGAUAUGGCUGCCGCGGAGAAUUUUAACGACUUGGAGUGUAAUUCAUCCGAGGAGGAGAGUAACCGUGCGGCCUUGGUGGGCAAACGGGAGGAAAAGACCUCCCCAGUGGUGCGUCGGCAUCAUCCGUUCAGCGUGGAGGCGCUCAUGUCCGGGAGGAAAUCGGAAGACGGCCGCGGCGCCAGAGACUUCACCUGCGCUAAACCGGCCGUGUCACCGCCAGGUCUGAACUCUCUGUAUCUGUGCCGAGAGGCGUGCAGUCCCACCGGGGGGAGCCGGAAAAGCUUACCCGCAGUGCCUUUGUCGCCGGUCAAAUCCGAGGCGUCAGAGUCCGAGUCAGACUGCGCGCCCUGGGUCACCAACAGCGCGUUCCCAACACAACCACGUCACAUCAGUGCUGCCUGCCAGCUGAGGAAACACAAGACCAACCGGAAGCCACGCACUCCUUUCACCACGUCCCAGCUCCUGGCCCUGGAGAGGAAGUUCAGGCAGAAGCAGUACCUGUCCAUCGCAGAGCGCGCCGAGUUCUCCUCCUCUCUGACCCUGACAGAGACCCAGGUCAAGAUCUGGUUCCAAAACCGUCGGGCUAAGGCCAAGAGGCUCCAGGAGGCCGAGCUGGAGAAGCUCAAGAUGGCCACCGACGCCAAGACGGCAGCGGUGGCGGCGGCGGCUGCUGGAGCUCUGCAUCCCGGGUUCACGUUGCCGCUGUCGCUGGGCGCCAUGUCCCUGUAUGGACAGUCGUACUCGGCCUUUCACCACCACCACCACAGACCCUUACUGCCCAUUUCACCUCUAGGACUCUAUGCUGCCCCCUUGGGCUACAACAUGUACCACUUAUCAUAACUACCUGUGAUGGACUGCAUUUCUGAGGAGUGUUUGUAAAACUUCUACAGCACAAGGAGUGCUUAAUGAACUUUCUGAGGCACUUCAGUUCCUGUUAGAGCGUCUUCCCGGCCCUUUGGACUGCCUGUUUACAUGACUCGAGGAGGGCUCUUACUAUCCAACUGUUUAUUACUUGUUUACUUCUGCAAAAAUUAAAGCCGGGGCGAGCACUUGCACGUGGACACAAUAAUAGAGACUAUAGCUUUUCACCAAAGCCUUUUUCUUUUUUUUUUUUACUUAGCGUAUACGGCGGUGCCUUGUGUUGAAGAGGGCGUCACUAUGAAGACACUUUCCUAUGGAUGAAAACGAGUGUUUCAGCAACUCAGGCCAAAUUAAACAUAUCAGUGAAACAUUCUUUCAGUUUCCAUUCAACUGAAGUGUCUGCCUUAAAAAGCACCCUCAGUUUACUCAGCGAAACCUUGAUGCCAUUGCAGUGACAAACUUGUGUAGAAAGUGUAUUCUCUCAUAGCAAUAAUAAUAAUAAUAAUAAUAAUAAUGAUAAUAAUAAUGAUAAUAAAACACAUCUUAAUUUUCCCCUCCUAUCCUUUAUAUAGACAUAUUAAUCAUUUAAAAAAAAUACAAUGCUGGAAAUGUAUGAAUGCUUAAUAUGUUGUAUUUAUAAAAGUAAUAUGGUGCAGAAUAUCUGACCAAACAAAUUGAAUUGUAUUUAUAUCGGUUUUUGUGUCCCUUUGAAAGGGUCGUCGCGUUGUGUUACGCAGUUGUUUCUGCCAAAUGUUCUAACAAAGAAAUCCUUUGAGAUUGUUUUCCUAAUUAAAUAUUUUACAUACAUUUUAUGUACCAAAAAUAAAGUG